Caenorhabditis auriculariae is the source of this 1611-nucleotide messenger RNA. The record is from the annotation of a GenBank genome assembly. NCBI's taxonomy places the organism in Eukaryota, Metazoa, Nematoda, Chromadorea, Rhabditida, Rhabditidae.
AUGACUCGGCCUGGUCCGUUCUCUUUUUUUCUACUUAUUUCAUGGAAGUAAAAAAAAGGGAUUUUUUUGGGGGAAAAAAGGGAUCUUCAUUUAAUUCCCACAUUGCUCUACUUUUGAUUUUUUUUUAAACAUAUUUCACAUAUGAUUGUCAUUUGCGAAACAAAAAAAAAUUAUUUUUCAGUUCAAAUCGAUAGCAAAGCAGAAGCUUCAGUUGUAAGUUUUUUUAUCAGUUUUUUUUUUUUUGAAUUGUUAGAUGUCAAAAUUGAGGUUUAGUGAAAAAGAUCUCAUGAUGUCUUGAUUUCACAUUGAUUGAUUGUCCCAACCUAUGUUUUUCUUUUUCUUUCCGCCAAACCACGAUUUUCUUUCAGUCGCCGAGUCAACUAAGAGAUGUCUCUGAACUGAAGAAGCCCCCGUCAGAAAAAGGCUCUGAAAGGAACAAAAUUCAGCACAAUCGCAGGAAAUUUUCUCGAGGAGGGGCAGAAAAGAAGCCUCCGAGCAGCAACAACGAGAGACGUUCAAGAUCGAAAAAUUCGAAAAGUCAAGAUAGCUACAAGGUGCUCUCGAUUUUCUCUCCGAUUAAUCAGAACGAUGGCUUUUUUUCGCAAGUGCACUCUAGCAAAACUUUGAGAAAAUCGCGCCUUUUGAGACUUUAAUCAAUGAUCCCUUCAGCGGCGUCAGCUCUCUCAAAAAUGUUCACUAGAGAAGCUCAAAAUCAUCCGAAGCGCGUCCGAUUUGCGUUACCAAGAGUUUGCGUUACCAGUAAUCCAUCUACAACUUCCUUGAAAACAUUAUUUUAAAUUUAGACAGCCUAACGAUUUGCUUUCACAACAUCAGCUCACUUUUUCUCAAGGCUGCAAUCACAAUUUUUUUUUUGUGCUUUUUUCUCUGAUGCAGUUUUUUCUGAUUCAGUUUUUUUAAACGAUUUCGCACUUUUUUAGAGCCUGAUUUCUCUUUUUGAAUCUAACUUUUCGACAGGAUCUUGUGGGUUUUCAAGCAAAACUCAGAUAAUUUUUUAUCGAUCUUGAUCCUAUACUUCCAGGCUCCACCUCUUAAUGAACGUCCACAGCAUCCAGGCUUUGAGGCUCCUGUUUCGGCAAGCGAACAAAAUAAGGUGGGGGUGUUAUUUAAAUCAACAAAAGGUUAAAAAAUAAUGAAAAUAAUACGAGCUUCAGUCGGUAUCUGAAAUUCAAACGGCAAAAAUAAAAGCGCUUUAAAAAAAUAAGGAAUCGACAAAAGGAAAAAAAUUUUUUUUUUCUUUUUUCAACUUCUGAAUAAAUUUUGCAGCCAAGAUUUUUGAUACUGGGUUAUUGAGAAGUAUCGGAGUUUUUGAAUGAGCUUAUGCUGAAUGAAAUCAGUUUUAUACACUGUUUCCGAAUCUGAAUUCAAAGAAUUUCUAGAAAAACUGUAAGAAAGGAAUCAUCAAUCAAAUCGAAAUUUUUCGAUUUUUGAGAGAUUUUUUUCACAAUUACCUAGACAAUUUUCGAGCUCAUCACAGCAGCGUAUAAAAAAAAAUUUCGUUUCUAUUUUUAAUCCUCUCCUAACGCUAUCCGUUUCGUGUUGCAGACUUGCAACCAGCUGCAAAACGUUAUCGACUCGCCGGACUUUGUCUGA